This is a messenger RNA of Eleginops maclovinus (Patagonian blennie), 1761 nucleotides long. Its product is annotated as leucine-rich repeat-containing protein 19-like. The record is from RefSeq and is a predicted model, not a curated record. The coding region runs from base 148 to 717 and encodes 189 amino acids. The transcript is spliced from 3 exons. Lineage: Eukaryota; Metazoa; Chordata; Actinopteri; Perciformes; Eleginopidae.
UGGUAUUAUGGUAUGUUCGGCAGCCUUUGCCCAGGAAGUCUCCAAUUGUUGUAUUAAGGAGCUGAAGAGGAAGACGAAAACAGCAGUUUAAAAUCAGGUCUGGGAGAAUUACUCUGUUGGUUGUCAUAUUUUCUACAGAAAGCAGAGAUGGGCUUGUGGAGCUGCAGCCUUUUUGUGCUGUUCUGUGUCAGUGGAGCUUUCAUCAGAGAAGUACAUCUGGCUACUAUAUCUGAUGUCGGGGGACACAAAGGCGGUCAGAGACAUAUUCUGAUGGAAGAAGAUAACACUUUCAGUAACAGCACUAAAAUAAAAAGUAAAACUGACCCAGAUGAGGGCCCAAAGUCAUUGGAUUGGUCCUAUAUGGCCGCGGGCCUCGGCACAGCCCUCACUAUUUCGCUCCUCAUCGUGAUGACCGUCAAGUUUCGUCUCUUUCAUCGCUUCUUGGCCAGCUACAGACACUCUCUGCUCGAAGAAGCUGACGGGGUUAGCCAGUACGGUCAGGACGAGCUGCACUUCCCUAACAGCGUGAUGGGUACAAUAAGAGAGGGGUCUGGGGGGAAUCACAGAGGUUUAGAUGACGAUGAUGAUGGCUUCAUUGAGGAUAACUAUAUCCAGGCCAGUGAGAAAGACAGGGCAGAGAGGGAGAGAAAAGAGGAAGAGGAGGAGGAGGAAGGGAUAGAAGACAGCGACGAUGAUCUUCAGUUCACUAUAGCGUAAUUUGAUAAAGGGAGACUUCAUCAAAGAAAGCUGCUUUACAACUAAGAUAAAGGAGAAGAAAGAAUUUGAUUGAAAGUCAACAGUAUAGCCCUGAUUAGAAACCUUCCUGGCUCUUGACCUUUAAAUUAAUCUAGGGAAGCAAUGUGGCACAAGGAAAAACACAAAGUCUUUUUGGGAUUAUCUUCUGACCUUAUUGAGGAGUACUGAGCCGAAAAGGAAUAAAUGUCGAAAUUGAAUGAUCCCCAGUUGCCUCAAAACUUCCAAAGCUGCAAUAACAAUUGGACAAUUGGAAUCAGCACAUUUUUAUAGUAUGAUAUGAUGACAGUUAUAACAAGACUGAACUAAAUUCAGAUUUUUGAAGGAUGUUACUGCCUCUCUGCCGAUUCAGUGAAGCAAGAAAGAAUAGACUAUAAGCACAGUGAAAUGUUUAACGUAAACUUUACUGGACUGGGACAGGCAAAAGUUUGACUGCACUGAGUCUACAGUACGUUGGACGUCUUCUUUGUUCACCUUUUCAUAUACGUUGCCCUUUGUUGUGUAAGCUUUUGCUAAGACGAUCUCAUAAAUCAAAAUGUAACAAUUCAAUUAAUCUCCAUUUAUUUUCCUUUUAUGCAGAGAUAAAGUCCCAAUUAUAGCUGAACAUUGUAAGUCUUUGAAAAUAAAUGUAUUAUGUGAAUAUCCUUUUCCAAGCAAAUGGAAGCUAUUGUUGUACCCUGCUUAUUAGUUGUAUUAUAAUACCACCUGCGAAUCACUUGUAUUGUUGUUAGGAAUUGAGUGAUCAAGCAAUUUAUUCAUAAUGAAGUUAGGUGGGUGUAUGAUCACAUUUUGGCAAUGAAUUAACAAAAGAGAGGUGAGCAACUUGGCACUUCUUUAUUAGGUGUAUGUGUAGAAAGUUACAGAUUUAACACAAUAAGAAUCCAAUCUGUGUGGUAGGCAGGAACCUGAGUGCAUUCAUGUAAAAUAGCAAAACAUAGUUCAAUGCAUUUCUAUGUACAGUAUUGUCUGAAAUCAUUAACUGUAUGAAUAGAUUCUUCACAAUACCAA